Molecule: messenger RNA, 750 nt
Organism: Theileria orientalis strain Shintoku
Lineage: Eukaryota; Apicomplexa; Aconoidasida; Piroplasmida; Theileriidae
Exons: 3
Coding region: 1-750 (249 amino acids)
Source: RefSeq, a predicted model, not a curated record
AUGGUAGUGAAGGUUAAUUGGACCAAAACAGUAAUCGCAUCUGGUCUUUUUGCGGCCACCGCAGUUUUUCUAUAUUAUCUUUUCAAGAAUGACGAGGAGGAGCCUGAAGAGUUCGAUUCCUAUAAGCAGAGUCAUACUCCGCCAGCUUUAUCGACGAGCAGAGCAGAGAAGAUAUCCAAGAAGGAGUGUAUUGAGCUGCUUAAGAAAAUAGCGGACAGUCAGGAGGACACAAAGACGUUGAUGUCCACAGUCGUGGACGAGCUGCUUUCGAAGAAGCUGAAGUCGAGCCUGAUCGACGUGUACCAGAGGUGCUGCUCCGCGAUCCCGCCGGACCCACUCGAGAGCGAGGGGCUCACGCUGUUCGACCUGGACCACGUGGUCGACAGGUACCAGAACGACCCUACGAUCAGGGACUCCAUCGUUAAAAUCAUGACCAUUGUCCCGCCCGAUGACGGCGACCCGGUCUUGUCGAUAGACGAGAUCAUUAGGAUCCACGAGUUUAUGUUGAGUGAGCUCGAGGGCAUUGUCGCCUCGUACAAGAGUCUUCCGAACCGGGAGUCGCUGGAGAAGAAGGUGCUCACUCUCGCCGUUCAGACGCUCAUCUCCUCCAGGGUUCAGCAGAAGUUCGGCUACAAGUACACUCUCGUUGACAAGUCCGUCAUUAAGAACCACAGUGAGCUCAGCAUGAACACGAGGUUUGCCAGGCUCAAUAUGCAGAUGCAGAGCGAAAUGUCUGAGAUGACCGGGUAA